ACAGCAGGUAUGCUUGGUUUGCUACGGGUCCCGGCGGCCUUAAGCCGAUCUGGAUCCUAGCGCCGGUAACGGGUCGGAUUUCCGGGUCGUUACAUUCAGCCCUUACUGAUGGACCAACUAAAGUUGGGAUGGAAGCUUAUUGUCUCUUAAGAUGGAAAGCCAGUCUCGACAACCAAAGCCAAUCUGUUUUAGAUUCUUGGGUUGGCAGGGGACCUUGCAAAUGGAUUGGGGUCACUUGUGAUAGCUUUGGAAGUAUCACCAUUUUGAGCCUCAUUAAUUUAGGCUUAAGAGGUACGCUUCACAGUUUCAAUUUUUCAUGCUUUCCCAACCUUACACGUCUUGAGAUUCGGAACAAUUCAUUGCAUGGUACCCUUCCAUCGCAAAUCUCUAAUCUCUCCAAAAUUACAUACUUGAACUUACAUGGUAAUCAUCUCACAGGAAACAUUCCAUCGGAGAUUGGUAUGCUAAGUACUCUUUCUGAGCUCUAUUUAUCAAGAAACAAUUUCACUGGUUUAAUCCCUACUUCCAUGACAAAGUUGGAAAAUCUAUCCAUUUUGUACUUGUGGGCAAAUAAACUCUCAGGUUCCAUACCUUCAGAAAUUGGAUUCUUAAAAUCUUUAAAAGAACUUGACCUGUCGAUUAACAAUCUCACCGGUGCAAUCCCUUCUUCUAUUGGACACUUGAGAAAUUUAUCACGUCUUGGACUUCUUCUAAAUAAACUCUCAGGAUCCCUGCCUUUGGAAUUCAAUAAUCUUACCCGUUUGAAGUCAUUGGAACUAGGUGAGAAUGGAUUCACCGGUCAUUUGCCAGAAGAUGUAUGCCUUGGAGGGUUACUUGAAAAUUUCGCUCCUGCCUUCAAUCAUUUCUCAGGUUCCAUCCCAAAAACUUUGAGAAACUGUACUAGCUUAUUCAGGCUUAGGCUAGAUUGGAAUCAAUUAACAGGGAACAUUUCAGAGCAAUUAGGGAUAUAUCCACAUUUGGAUUAUAUGGAUUUGAGUAACAAUAGAUUCCAUGGAGAGAUUCCACGGAAAUUGGGUCAGUGGAAAAACAUCACAAGCCUAAAAUUUUCAAACAACAAUAUCUCUGGUAGCAUACCGCUCGAGCUUGGAAAUGCCACUCAGUUACAUCUGAUUGACCUUUCCUGGAAUCAUUUGCAAGGGCAAGUUCCUAAAGAAUUGGCAAAGUUGAAGCUGUUGAUCAAACUUUGCCUUAAUAACAACAAUCUUUUUGGCGUUGUUCCUUUAGAUUUCAAGGUACUAUCUAAUCUGGAUCAUCUUAAUUUAGCAGCAAAUAACCUAAGUGGUCCAAUUCCUGGACAACUCGGAGAACUUUCAAAUUUAUUGAUCUUGAAUUUGAGUCGCAAUGAAUUUACAGCAGGUAUUCCAUUUGAGUUGGGGAAUCUACAUUUUCUACAAGUUCUGGAUCUUAGUCACAAUUUGUUGAUGGGAAAUAUACCACAACAACUUGGACAAUUAAGAACUCUAGAAGUGUUGAAUCUCUCAAAUAACAUGCUCUCUGGUUCGAUACCAACCACUUUUGAUAAUUUAUGGGGCUUGACUGUUGUGGAUAUAUCCUACAAUGAGUUAGAAGGUUCUAUUCCUGACGUUAAAGCCUUUCGUGAAGCUCCAUUUGAGGUAUAUAGAAACAAUAAAGGCUUAUGUGGCAAUGCCAGUAGUUUAAAGGCUUGUACAUCUAUCAAGAGUGGUAAAACCAGUCGGGCAAAGAGAAAAAAGGUUGUUAUUGUGAUUGUACUUCCUGUUUUGGCGGCUCUGUUUCUAGUAUUCUUAAUUGGAGGUCUCUUGAUUCUUCUCCCACUUAGAAGAAGACAAGCCCAAUCAAGGGAAUUACAAGAUAAGGAUAUAUUGGUAAUACCAGGUCAUGAUCAGGAAUUACAAUAUGAAACGAUCAUUGACGCCACUGAGAAUUUCAACUCUAACUAUUGCAUUGGAGUUGGCGGAUGUGGAGUUGUUUAUAAAGCUGUGCUGCCAUCAGGUCGAGUGUUUGCUGUGAAAAAACUUCAUUCAUUACAGGAGUCUGACAAGUCAAAGAACUUGAAAGCCUUUGAAAGAGAGAUUCAAGUGCUGUUAGAAAUUCGGCAUCGCAAUAUUGUGAAGCUACAUGGUUUUUGUUCACAUUCAAAAGACUCUUUUCUGGUUUACGAGUUCGUGGAAAAGGGUAGCUUGAGAAGCAUUUUAAACAGUGAUGAGGAAGCAGCAGAAUUGGAUUGGAUUAAAAGGCAGAAUAUUGUCAAAGGUGUAGCUAAUGCUUUAUCUUAUAUGCACCAUAACUGCCCUUUUCCGAUCAUUCAUCGAGACAUUUCAAGCAACAAUAUUCUUUUGGAUUCAGAAUACGAACCUCGUAUAUCUGAUUUUGGUACAGCUAGGCUUUUAUUGUCGGACUCUUCCAACAAAGCCUCAUUUGCUGGGACCUUUGGAUACACAGCUCCUGAACUAGCCUACACAAUGCAAGUGAAUGAAAAAUGUGAUGUCUAUAGUUUUGGAGUGAUAGCACUGGAGUUGGUAAUGGGAACACAUCCAUGUAAUCUCAUCUCAUCUCUUUGGUCAUCAAUAUCUUCGUCGCCAUUGUCAUCAUCAGAUGAUCAUGAUAAAUUGUUGAAGGAUGUGAUAGACCAGCGUCUUCUGCUUCCUCAAAAUCAAGUUGCAGAGAGUUUAGUCUACAUUACCAUGUUAGCAUUUUCAUGCUUGCAUCUCAAUCCCAAAUCUCGGCCAACAAUGCAACAAAUUUCUUCAAAGUUGACAUCUAAGCAUCCUCUGGUUUCAAAGUCAUUCUCCACAAUAAAAUUAGAAGAACUACUUUCCAACAAUAUUGCCAACAUUUGAAUAAAUUUGUAAGUUUGUAGAGCUUUACUUUGUAUAUUUGCUAAUAGAUCUAUGUACUAGGUUGUCACCCUCCUUUCCGGAGGUUUUGAUUUUUAGUUUGUCUUUUUGAUUUUUUUUUUCUGUAUGCAU
Manihot esculenta (cassava) is the source of this 2969-nucleotide messenger RNA. RefSeq names its product MDIS1-interacting receptor like kinase 2. NCBI's taxonomy places the organism in Eukaryota, Viridiplantae, Streptophyta, Magnoliopsida, Malpighiales, Euphorbiaceae. Gene Ontology annotation, biological process: protein phosphorylation. The coding region runs from base 129 to 2840 and encodes 903 amino acids. Gene Ontology annotation, molecular function: protein binding; protein kinase activity; ATP binding. The transcript has 2 exons. The record is from RefSeq and is a predicted model, not a curated record.